Messenger RNA from Vigna radiata var. radiata (mung bean), 957 nucleotides. RefSeq lists its product as uncharacterized. The coding region runs from base 1 to 957 and encodes 318 amino acids. Lineage: Eukaryota; Viridiplantae; Streptophyta; Magnoliopsida; Fabales; Fabaceae. The transcript has 3 exons. The record is from RefSeq and is a predicted model, not a curated record.
AUGUCUGCCAAUGUCACAUUCUUUGAACAAACACCUUUCUUCUCUCCAUCUGUUCAAGAUGUUCAUAUCCUCCAACAGGUCAUUCCUCUUCCAGUGGUUGAGUCCAAUAUCUCUAAUGUACCCGUCAAUUCAAGUCAUGCUCAAAGUCCUCCCGAACCUUCCUCUCCACAUAUUGAUAUCUCCCGACAUAGUACCCCCGUGGGCAGUCCUCUCCCAGAAAAUGGUGGAUCUCCUUCUUCAGCUUCUUCUCCAUCACUGCCUCUUGCCACGCCUUCUUGUGAAGGUGAGUCUGGUUGGCCCAUUGCUCUCAGAAAAGGUACUCGUUCCACUCGAAACCCUCAUCCCAUUUAUAAUUUUCUUAGCUAUCACAGAUUGUCGCCCUCCUUUUAUUCCCUUUUAUCCUCAGUGUCUUUUGUGGUUAUACCCAAAAAUGUGAAAGAAGCACUUGAUCUUCCUGGAUGGCGACAAGUCAUGAUUGCAGAAUUGCAGGCUCUUGACCACAGUAGUACUUGGGAACUUGUGCCACUUCCCCCGGGCAAAAAGGUUGUUGGUUGUCGAUGGGUAUAUGCAGUUAAAGUCGGCCCUAAUGGUGACAUUGAUAGGCUCAAAGCCCGAAUGGUUGCAAAGGGGUACACUCAGGUGUAUGGCCUUGAUUAUUGUGACACCUUUUCUCCCGUGGCCAAGAUGACUACCAUUCGUCUUUUCUUCGCAAUGGCAGCAAUUCGUCAUUGGCCACUUCAUCAAUUGGAUAUCAAAAAUGCCUUUCUCCAUGGUGAUCUUGAGGAAGAAGCUCUCGGGCAAGGGUUGUUAUAUGAAAAGAAAGGAAGCCUUCAGGUAUCAGGAUAUUGUGAUGCCGAUUGGGCAGCUGAAGCUGAAUAUAGGGCAAUGACAUCACUGACAUGUGAACUUAUAUGGGUGAAGAAGUUCCUUCAAGAGCUUAAAUUCUAUGACAUUUAG